Molecule: messenger RNA, 2349 nt
Organism: Cladocopium goreaui
Lineage: Eukaryota; Dinophyceae; Suessiales; Symbiodiniaceae
Source: the annotation of a GenBank genome assembly
AUGCGUGAUGUGCCCGCUGUGCGACUCAACACUGAGAGUGCGGAUUCUGCAGCAGCGUCAGAGCGAGAUGCAGCUGCAGAGAAAGUGGCGGCUACACUGGCCACCCAAGGCUUUUGCCUGGUUGACUGUGGCUUCAAGGACAAGAAAAAGGCGCUACUGUCACAAGCUCGAAACGACUCGCAAGAGAUGGACCAUUGGUUCUAUCGACCAGAGGAGCUGAUCUUCACAGGCUUGUUUGGAGAUGAAGGCUCUGCACGAAUCUGUCCAUUGAAUUCUCCAGAAGAUCUGAAAGAAGGUCUCAAAGCUUUGGACCAGGAGAUCACGGACCUAGCUCAGGCGACAGCUCCUUUCUUGUCCUUUAAGUUGGGCCUGCACAUAGCCUCCCGUGCCCGUGCAGUUCUUCAUGAAACCGGUCCACUCGAAGGGGUCAUUGAAAGGAUGACAGAAGACGAGGCCUACGCAUGGCUUCUAGAUUUUCGUUUUGGCCGAGUGAUGUGCAUCAUAUGCGUCGGUCCAGGCUAUGGUGACUUUCAGUUGGAGGCACAUGAGCCUUCAGGUGAGCCGGGUGAGCCUUCGCCACCCAUGAAGCCUCUCAAGGUGGCCUCCUCCCCUGGCACGGUGCUUUUGGUUCGCUCAGACAAACUCAAAAUUCGGCACUUAUGUCGAAAGCGCUGCUUCUUAUUGAGCUGCAACUUUCAAGCUUCUGCAGCAACGAAUAUGCGGCUGCCAGCCAACCCUUGUGCAGAAAGAUUGCAGGAAUGGUUGGACGCCCGCCUACGCCACCUCAAGAAUGCUGAGACAGAUGGCCGUCGUGCAGAUUUGCCGCGACAUCUGCGUUUGACGAUGAAUCGCCAAGGUUUCAAAGGGCAGUAUAUGGCUGCAAGAGGCAUGGCAAGCCGGGUGGCUCCAUGUUGGGGUCCUGAGACCUUCUGGUGCGGUGCUGCGUCUGGGUUGGAUACCAUGUUGGAGGUGCCACUAAUGCGGUGGGAUCAUGAAAAAGUCUAUGACUCUGAUGAGAAUGGUUGGAGACUCUACAAAACCUUUUCCAGGCACUUGUCAGUCGUUGAGGGUGCUGAUCUCUUUGACAACAAGAUGUUCGGCAUCACGCCUGCUGAGUCAAGAAUUAUGGACCCGCAGCAACGAGUUGUUUUGGAAGUAGGCUAUGAAGCUCUCUUUUCAGCUGGAUACAAGAAAGGCCGCAUCAUGAACUCUUUGGGUGGCAUGUAUUUGGGAUAUGGCGUUGGCAAUUCUGACUUUGGCCACGUGGAGCGUGCUGGCGACACAGCUGCCGAGGGAUCCUUUGGUGCGACCGGUGGCAGUGCAGCCAUCACUGCCAAUAGGUUCAGCUUCUGCUUGGGAAUGAAGGGCCCAAGCCUUGCUGUAGAUGCAGAGGACGCGUCUGGGCUGCUAGCCGUGCACAUGGGAUGCGAGGCAUUGCACAGCAAAGGGCGGGCACAGGCAAACGAAUACUCUGUUUGUGGAGGCAUCAAGUUGAACUUGGCUUUCUUCUACUGGCCGCAAAGGCAAGCAGCAGGUUGGUUGUCCAAGACCGGCCGAUGCUUGACCUUUGACAACAAUGCUGAUGGUUGGGUACAUGGCGAUGCAGCGGUGAAUGUGGUUGUCAAGACGUUGAGCGACAAUGUGGAUGGCCAAAUUGUGGUAAAGGAAAGUGAGCCUUUCCUCGCUUCCCUUUGUGGCUCUUCUGUUCGACACACAGGCUUUGGAGCAUCCUUGUCGGCAUCCCAUGGUCCCACGGAACAAGAGGUGAUAUCCACAGCAGUUCAAGCUGCGGGGCUCACAGGUGUUGACAUCGACGCCUGCGAGACAUAUGGCAUUGCAAACAUGCUUGCUGACCCCGUGGAGGUGAACUCUGUGUCAAGGGUGCUGAGACUUGCAGAUGAUGAUGAUGAUGAUGCGCCACUUCUGCUCCGGGCCUCAAAGACGGCUAUGGGCAAUGCGAUGCAUGCAGGGUCGGCAGUGUCCUUGAUGCAUGCCAUUCUUGGAGCAGUAGCUGGCAGCAUCGGGCCCAACUUGCACCUGCAGCAGACCAAUCCCUACUUGGACAUGUCCGAUCUCCCCCUUGACAUCGUCUCGGAGGUCGUGCCCAAUCGAAUGAGCUCGGCAUUUGUCAACUCUUUCGCCCGUGGAUAUGGUGGUACCAACGUGUCGAUGGUGAGCUACGCAGCCAAAGAAAGGAGUUCGUGACAGGUCUUGCCGGGCCUUGUCAGAUCAGCUGCUUGCUGAGCAAUGCUGCGGAAGGUUACUUAGGAUGCUGAUCUUCCAGCGUGAAAGACCUGGUCACAGACAGUGGCAGUGUUAUUUCCGCUUCCGGGUUUCACAGAUUCUGAC